AAAAGCGGUUUAAGAAACAAAAAUUCAAACCGAACACUGCACUUCGCUUGUAAAUCUACUUGCUAGGGUUCUUAUUACCAAGAUGGCAAAAUCAAUGAAACUGGCGGGCCUAAAAUCCGUCGAUAAUGCCCACGACGAGUCCGUUUGGGCUGCCACGUGGGUUCCCGCCACCGACACCCGCCCGGCCCUUCUGUUAACUGGGUCCCUCGACGAAACCGUCAAGCUGUGGAGGCCCGACGAGCUCGAGCUCGUCCGCACCAACACCGGCCACUGUCUCGGCGUCGUUUCGGUGGCCGCCCAUCCUUCUGGCGUGAUCGCCGCCUCCGCCUCCCUCGACAGCUUGGUUCGGGUGUUUGACGUCGACACCAACGCCACCAUCGCCACUCUCGAAGCUCCUCCCUCUGAGGUCUGGCAAAUGCAAUUCGAUCCCAAGGGUACAACACUUGCAGUUGCUGGUGGGGGUAGUGCGUCAAUCAAGCUGUGGGACACUGCAACGUGGAGGUUGAUUUCAACUUUAUCAAUUCCUCGUCCUGAAGGACCGAAGCCCUCUGAUAAAAGCAGCAGCAAGAAGUUUGUCCUAUCUGUUGCAUGGAGUCCUGAUGGAAGACGUCUUGCUUGUGGCUCAAUGGAUGGCACAAUUUCUGUUUUUGAUGUAGCUCGUGCCAAAUUUCUACAUCACCUUGAAGGCCAUUACAUGCCCGUUAGGUCUCUUGUGUUUUCUCCUGAACCUGAUUCACGGAAGCUAUACUCGGCAUCUGAUGAUGGUCAUGUACAUAUCUAUGAUGCUGAGGGGAAAGCUCUAAUCGGGGCCAUGUCAGGUCAUACUAGCUGGGUGUUGAGUGUGGAUGUAAGCCCUGAUGGAGAGGCUAUUGCAACAGGCUCAAGUGACAAAACUGUAAGACUAUGGGAUUUUAAGAUGAGAGCAGCUAUACAGACAAUGAGCAAUCACACAGACCAGGUUUGGGCAGUGGCAUUUCGACCUGGUGGAGGAGGUCGCCUUGCUAGUGUGUCAGAUGACAAGAGUAUAUCAUUAUAUCAUUGUUCCUGAUUGUUCAUGGCUUGUUGAGAUUAAAAACACUAAGGAUUUGGUUUCAGUACAGGAUGUUGCUGCAUGUUUAGCUAUCACUGAUCCAAUGAAUAUGACGUUGCUCUGUUUUUUUUUUUUUCUUGUUUUUAUAAAAGAUCAGAUAAGAUUCUCGCACAA
Theobroma cacao (cacao) is the source of this 1204-nucleotide messenger RNA. RefSeq names its product Transducin/WD40 repeat-like superfamily protein (gene VIP3). Gene Ontology annotation, cellular component: Cdc73/Paf1 complex. Lineage: Eukaryota; Viridiplantae; Streptophyta; Magnoliopsida; Malvales; Malvaceae. Gene Ontology annotation, molecular function: protein binding. The record is from RefSeq and is a predicted model, not a curated record.